This is a messenger RNA of Chironomus riparius, 2520 nucleotides long. NCBI's taxonomy places the organism in Eukaryota, Metazoa, Arthropoda, Insecta, Diptera, Chironomidae. The record is from the annotation of a GenBank genome assembly.
UGUUGUGUUCCAUACACUUAAGGCUUAAAGAAAUAAUUUCUCUUCGUACACAUUCACUUGAUUUGUUUUAGUUCCGAAUUUGAAAGCAAAGAAUUCCAGUAAAAAUGACCCUAAGAUUUGACAAUCGAGUUGUGGUAGUAACAGGUGCCGGAGCAGGUUUAGGAAAACAAUAUGCGAUACUUUUUGGAUCAAGAGGUGCUAAAGUCGUUGUUAAUGAUCUUGGUGGUCAUUGGAAUGGUGAAGGAAAAUCCACAAAUGCUGCUGACAUAGUUGUUGAUGAGAUUAAGCAAGCUGGUGGAACUGCCGUAGCUGAUUAUAACAGUGUUGUCGACGGUAAUAAAAUUAUUGAGACAGCAAUUAAGAAUUUUGGACGUAUCGAUGUUCUUGUUAAUAAUGCUGGAAUUCUUCGUGAUAAGUCAAUUGUGAAUAUUUCUGAUGAUGACUGGGAUAAGAUUCAGGAUGUUCACUUGAAAGGAAGUUUUGCAACAACCCGAGCAGCUUGGCCAUAUUUCAAGAAACAAAAGUUCGGUAGAAUAAUCAUGACCACAAGUACUUCUGGACUUUAUGGAAAUUUUGGUCAAGCUAAUUAUUCAGCUGCAAAGUUGGGACUAGUAGGAUUAAUGAAUACAGUUUCUAUUGAAGGUGCUAAGUAUGAUAUUCGAUGCAAUACAAUUUGUCCAACAGCAGCUUCAAGAAUGACAAAAGGAAUUCUUCCUGAUGAAGUUUUUGAUGAAAUGAAGCCUGAAUUGAUCGCACCUGUUGUUGUAUAUCUAUGUCAUGAAGAUACUCAAGAGACUGGACAAAUUAUUGAAAGUUCUUGUGGAUAUGCUACAAAAUAUCAUUAUGUUAGAGGACCUGGUAGCCUCAUUCGUGAUUCUAUUAACGAAGUUCCAACACCAGAAGCUGUUAGAGCAAAAUGGAGCAAGAUUACUGAUAUGAGCAAGGCUAAACAUUAUGAUUCAAAUGUAGAAGUGAGUGCUGAGUAUAUUGGAGUGUUACAGAAAUUAAAGAAUCCAUCAGAAAAUAACGAAUUUGAGGAUGUCUACAAUUAUAACUUCAAAGACGUCAUUCUUUACAGUUUAGGUAUUGGCAUCUCUACAGAAGAUUCUGAUAACAUGAAAUUCCUUUACGAAAAUCAUCCAGACUUUUCAGUCUUUCCUUCACAUGCAGUCAUUCCAUCAAUUGUGAUGCUAAUGUCAUCACAACUAACUCCAUCCGCUGUAGAAAACUUUGAUCUUUCAAGAGUUCUUCAUGGUGAACAAUUUUUAGAACUUGUCAGUCCAAUGACUACUGAAGGUUCUUUAACUACAAAAGCAUCAGUUCUUGAUGUUCAACAGAAGAAAUCUGGCGCUGUAAUUACGGUCGAGUGUAACUCAUUUGAUGAAAAUGGAAAGCUAAUUAUUCGUGCUCAAUCAUCAACAUUUGUGGUCGGUGGAAAAACAAAUAAUACUAUUAAGGGACAGCCAGAAAAAGUUAUUCAGAUCCAAAAUGCACCAAAAAGAGCUCCUGAUUCUACAGCUUUAAUGAAGACAUGCAUUGACCAGUCUGCUUUAUAUCGACUUUCAGGAGAUCUUAACCCAAUGCAUAUGGAUCCAUCAUUUGCUGCUAUGGGAGGGUUUUCUAAGCCAAUCAUGCAUGGUCUCCUUUCAUUUGGAAUAUCAGUUCGUGCAAUUUUGAAGCAAUAUGCUAAUAAUGAUCCAUCAUUAUUUAAGGCGAUUAAAGUUCGUUUUACAAAGCCCGUGUAUCCAGGUGAUACUUUGAAGGUUGAAAUGUGGCAAGAAGGAAAUCGCAUUUAUUUCAGAACAUUAAUUGCCGAUUCAAAUGUCGAAGUUAUAUCGGGUGCUUAUGUGGACUUAUUAAACGUUAUAAAAUCAACAUCAGAAAACAUUCCUCAGUCAGUAUCAACAAAAAUGGCAGAACUUCAAACAGACGCAAUUUUCCAAGCAAUUAAGGAUCGAGUUGCUGCUGAUCCGGCAAAAGCAAAAUCCGUCAAUGGAGUUUUCCUUUACAAGAUUACAAAGGAUGGAAAAGUUGCUAAAGAAUGGACAUUGGAUCUUAAGAAUGCUGUAAUAUCAGAGGGAUCACCAUCAGGCAAGGCUGACACAACAAUCACAGUUUCUGAUGCUGAUUUUGUUGAAAUUGCUCUCGGAAAACUUAAUCCACAACAAGCGUUCAUGAAGGGAAAGCUCAAGAUUCAAGGAAACAUCAUGCUAGCCCAGAAACUCGGACCAUUGUUGAAGACAGAAGCUAAAUUGUAAAUCAAUUGGAUUGCAAUUAUUCCUUUUAUCAGUGAUGGUUUUGAUUUGAUUGAAUAUAAGUUUAAAGCAAUUCCAAAAAAAAAAGUUUAUAAAGGUGUGUAGUUUUAAGUUCAUGCACAGACGGUUAAAAUGGAUUUUUCCGUGCAAGGCAUUUCCUAUUUUUAAUUCCUUUAUCACUCAUUCAAUAUGUUUUGUUAAUUUUUGGUUUUUUUUUAUACAAACUAUAACUGGGACUAUAAUAAAAUAAAUUUUUAAAGACAUA